Molecule: messenger RNA, 1809 nt
Organism: Phycomyces blakesleeanus NRRL 1555(-)
Lineage: Eukaryota; Fungi; Mucoromycota; Mucoromycetes; Mucorales; Phycomycetaceae
Exons: 3
Coding region: 101-1405 (434 amino acids)
Molecular function (GO): hydrolase activity
Source: RefSeq, a predicted model, not a curated record
CUUUCUUUCUUUUUGAAUAUUCUGGUAACCAUCCUUAUUUCCCCACACUUGAACCUCCAGCAACAACAACAACAACAACACCAAAAGAAUUGUAACAACCAUGAAUGGAAUCCGGUCUGUGCUAAGAAAGAAAGUACCUUCAUCGACAGCAAUAAAGGUCCUUCGUAAAGUGUUUGCAAUGCCCGCACCAGCUGCACGACUCUUAUUGAACGACAUCAGCCGUCCUCGCAAAUCACACAAGUCUUGGAUCUCAAAGGUUCCAUGGAACAACGAUUGGUCUGGUUGCUGGAUUGGUGAAAAUGUCCACAAAUUAAACCCUGCUGAAAUUCAGAGCCGUGUUGAAGCUGCUGAUGUCGUAUUGUUUAAUGUCCACGGCGGUGGGUUCCGUAUCGGUACAUGCACCAUGUACAUGGAUACAAACCUUGCAUGGAUUAAUGUACUAAAAGAAAAGUACGGAUUGACCGUAAUGAUCAUGUCUAUCGAUUACAGACUGGCACCUGAAUACAGGUACCCUAGCCCUGUGGAGGAUGUCGUACGAGCCUAUGAAUGCCUCACCCAGACAAUGGGUGUUCCUGGAGAAAAGAUUGUGGCCAUUGGAGACUCUGCCGGGGCUGCUCUCAUUCUCGAAACCCUCUUUAUCACACACGACCCAAGCAUGUUUGAGAUUGUGACGGACGACCCUGAAGACUCCAAUGCCUCAGAAGGCGGCAGUGGAGGACCAGUGUUGAGCGAACUACCCAGGCCAGCCGGAACUGUGCUCGUGUCACCGCUUGUCACAGACGAAACGACCUCUGAGUCCUGGCGAGUAAAUGUGGAAUUUGAUUACAUUAGUCAGCACACAGCAAAGGUCAUCAAACGAGACUACUUUGAGCCUCAGGACCAGGAUCCAGACACACCACCAGAAUCCAACAGAGUAUUGGGCAUUGCCAAGCUACAGACCGGUUUCCAGGCAUUCUUGUCUCCAAACGUGCUGAUGUACAUUGGCGACAAAGAGGUUCUCAGAGACGACGCUCUAGACCUUGCCGAAAAGGCCGAGCAGGAUGGUGUCAAUUGGCAAACCGUGGUCGAGGACUGCGUUCAUGACUGGUUCUGUGUCCGAGAAGUCGUCAAGGACCACUCCAUUCUCGAGCGUGCUGACUCGAUCUUUGCUGACUUUGUCUAUCGGUCGGUUAUCCAGCCACGCGAGACUGAACAUGCGCUGGAAGCACUUUCUUUCCGCAGGGCAAGCGAAGGACUUGAGGUCGUUUUGGAAGACGACGAGGACGAUGACGAGGACGAUGAAGUGUUUCAUGAAGCCAUGACCGGUACUGAACUUUCUUUCGACAAGGCGAUGAUGAAGAAACUCGAUGCUCUGGGUAUCAAUGAUCCAGAUGCAAAGCGAUCUACACUUACUGUCUACGUAUAAUUAUACACUUACACAAACACACACACAAAACACUCCUUUAUCUUCUUUCUUCUUCUUUAUCCUUGUCAUUCUAUUCUAUUCUAUUUUACUCUUCUUCAUCUUAUUACUUUUGCCUCUCUUUCUUUAUCGUUUCUUUUUGUUGUUGCUGUUGCUGUUUUAUACUUAUAGCUAUACAUAUAUUCUUAUCUUUGUCUUGUUCCUUUUUUCACCAUUGUACUAGACCUUAAUGUCUGCCUUUUAUAGCUUUAUCUCCUUAUUUGAUUUUACUCAACCUCAUUAUACUUUAUUUUAUUUUAUCUAAUGAUCUGUACAUAAACCUGAAAUAAACUGCCUCUUCUGUGCCAAAUACCAUCUCUCUUUUUUUAAAAAAAAAAAAAACAAUAAAAUAAAAAAAAUAUAAAAUU